This is a messenger RNA of Brugia malayi, 459 nucleotides long. RefSeq lists its product as uncharacterized. NCBI's taxonomy places the organism in Eukaryota, Metazoa, Nematoda, Chromadorea, Rhabditida, Onchocercidae. The transcript has 4 exons. Bases 1 to 459 code for a protein of 152 amino acids. The record is from RefSeq and is a predicted model, not a curated record.
AUGGGUGAUGAUUAUGAAAUUUUGGAUCCAAUCAAAACUGAUGCAAAAACUGAUGAUGAAGCAAAGACUGGGCCACCAUCAACACCAAUGUUGUCCAGCAUUAAACAGCCAAUUAAUACUAUUGCUACUGGGCCAACAAUUGGUGGAAGUAGAAAGGAAAGUGGAAAGAGUAAAGUAAAAGGCAAAGCUAUUUUGAGAAAAAAAGAUGUUGAAAUAGAAGUGGAAGAACAAAAACAAAGUAAGAAGAGUGAUAAUAAAAGAUUAUCAGAUAAGGAGCAAAAACAAAAAAAUGACGAUGAUCGACUCGAAGAUGUUUAUGAAUAUGAAAGUGCAGUAUCAUCAAUGAGACGAGCAUUUCUUAUUGCGACAGCAUCAGGAUUUCUCAUCUGUAUCCUUCAUUCAUUAUUAGGAAUCAUUUAUCUCGGAUAUAACAAACAACUUAAUUUCAAAUUCGAUUGA